Molecule: messenger RNA, 2544 nt
Organism: Trypanosoma grayi
Lineage: Eukaryota; Euglenozoa; Kinetoplastea; Trypanosomatida; Trypanosomatidae
Exons: 1
Coding region: 1-2544 (847 amino acids)
Source: RefSeq, a predicted model, not a curated record
AUGGUGCGUCUCCCCACCAACGACAUCUAUCGGAGGGAGUAUAGGGAGAAUCAGGUACUUCUGCUGCCGAUCCACAGCUCGUUGCAACACCCCGGGGAAGUCUCACGUCAUACGUCGGAGUUCGAUGAGAUGGUCAUUAAUGGCAUUUUAUCCUCGCACAACGCCUCCUGGCUGCGGGUAAAAGGUCUCUCGAAUGGUAGCGAAAGUGAAAAAAGCGGCAGCAGUUCCUCGUUCAAUGGUAUCUCACUUUUUGAACUCCUUUUUUCUGCACCGAAGAACACUCAGCUUGAUGACAAGCGAGGCAAACUACGGCGCUACGAUUUGCCAAGGAAAACGGCAACACGCCCACCAACCCAUGGCUGGCGGCGCUUCUACAUAGCACUUAACCUUUAUAAGAAUGAGGAUAUGAUCCUUUUUCUUACUGAUGCAUUGGUGGCGUUCAUUGAAGAUGAACUUGCACCCUUCUUUGACGUCUCCACAUCUGUGGUAGUGUCUAUUUUCACCAAUGAUUCAAAGGAUCGCACCGCUGUCCUCGUUGAGCGCGUGUUGAUCCCACGUUUGCUGCGAGCAGGUGUCCGGAAUGUCUUUGCUACAGUUGAGGGCACAUGCCUGGCAUACACGAAGGUGCCAAAGCGGCUUUCUCGUAUAGAGUGGAUGGCGUGUGUGCGAAACAAAGCAUUGGAGCCACUCUAUACAUGGGGGAUGCGUCUUUUUUCCCCUUCCUUUUAUACGGAGUCCCGGAAGUGUGAACAGAGUGGCGCCUGUGACAGUAUGAACUCGUACCUUAACGGAACGUUCUUGGAGCGGUACCUGAUGGGUGACGGGGUCUUGAACAGUAGCGAGAGCAGUGCUUCAUUUUCUUUCUGGGAAAAGGAGGUGCGUGAUGACCCGUAUGGGGAUGUGAUGGUUGUGCUUUUCUUUAAUGACAUAUUUUUCCGUCCCCAGGACAUCACGACUUUGCUAGAGUCCGUAGAGGAGCCAGUUAUUGCGUCCCGCACACGUCCUGAUGGCACGGUGAGCGAGGGCAAUAAUGAUGGUCCCCCUCUGAGAAACAAGCCCACAGCAUCUGCAGCUACUGGAACAGGGACAACGUUCGAUAUGGCGUGUGGGAUGGAUUAUUAUUACAGCUUUUACGACAGAUGGGUUGCACGGGAUCGUGUGGGGGAUAUAUUUCUUUCCCACAUGCCUUACUCUGACGAACCCGAGACGCGAGAUGCAUUGUACCGCGUGAGUUCGGCUGCCCACACCGCGCAGGGACGGCGGCAGGCCGUUCCAGUGAAGUGCUGCUGGAAUGGUGUAGCGGCGCUUCGAGGAAGACUGUUUAUUUCCCCUGUCAUGAAGCCUGAUGGAACAGAGAGGAGGCGAACGUCGUCAAGGGAGGAACAGAAGGGGGAUUCAUAUAUAGGUAACACGAGAGUACGGCUGGGUAACAGAAGCAGGAAAAUGACAAAAGAAAUACGAAUGUGGCAUGGAGGGGUGUACCGUCAUGAGCCGAAUGCACACAAGCAGCUGGCGAGAUACCACCGUCUCACAGUUUUGCAGCGGCUGUAUCUAAAACGCGAGCGAUGGGCCAUUCGGGUACAGAAGCUGGCGCGUGGCACAGGUCUGACGCUUCCGCACCCUGACCUGCCGAUCGUGCCAUCCGCUCUUCGCAAGGCGUACACAGGUGAGUUUGAUGCCAUGGCAAGGGAUGGGAGAAACUAUGAUUUCGCGGAUGCCAAUUCUGAGCAAAGUGUAUAUUACCGUGCCACAAUGCCUGCUAUUCGAUUCCGUCACUCUGCGGUGCCCUCUUUUGGUGCCACUAAAGACGAGAAGUACACUGUGCGAGACGACGUGUGUGUGUCGUCUGAGUGCUUGCUGGUGUGCGAAGACAUUAUGCAGGCUGCAUUACUUGAAGGUCGGGUACCGCUGAUUUUAAUGAACCCUAACGUUAGAGUUGCGUACGAGCCGGAGCAUUUCGACCGUGUGACAGGAUGGAUGUAUAACUCGCAUUCCGUUUUCGUGUUGACCUAUUGGGUGCGUCGGCUCACGGUGUGGAUCUCGGCGCUCUUGGGCAUUUCAGACGACGGUGCUAGUGUGAUUGGGACGACUUCUGCAGCCGAUGACUGGACGGCGGAUGAUAUAAACCGUACGCAACUCAUCCAGCGCGCAACUCCAGAUGGAAGUAUGCAUUCCCUGCUUAUAAACGUGACGCACGCCACGUCGAUGUCAUGUUACUCACCAGGAGUGGAGAGGAGUUUGACGUUCUCGUCAUUUUUUGUUUGCGCGUUACUUGUGGGUUGUAUUGCAAUUGUUUGGCGGCUUCUGGGAUCUGUCUUCUUGAGUUGUGCGUGGGUGAGGGAGACGUUGUACUUUCAGUUUUCCACGUUUGUGCGUGUCAUACGAUGGCGGGUGCGGCGCGCUCUCGUGCACCCGCGCGCGAAUAUGGCCUUUGGUUGUCCGCGCGUUGUUGCAGUGGUGGUGCGCUGCGCUGCGAAGUGUUGUGGGUGGCAUUGGUGCUUGGGCUACGAGAUUCCCCUUGAUCCGGAGACGAUUGACGUUUAG